CGCGAAGAAGUACCUGACCUGAAGUAUUGAUCUUCACAUUAGCAAAAAAUUAGUUCAAUAAAACUAUACUUCAAAUGUUGCUGACACUCAUUUUUGCGAGAAUCGUGUUCGCCCUACCAACUCCGGAAAACAAUGAAUCGGAUGGCCAAAUUUCUAGAAAAGUUCUUGGAUCAAGUGUGGUUACAUCAGUCUCCGUCAUCAUGGACAGUGGUAAUGGUUCUCAAACCCUCUUUGCUGACGCAGUCGGAAAGCCUAUGACGAAGCCUUCGGCAGCGACCCAGUUAGCAAGUCCUAUAAACCUCUUAAACCCUGAUCGAUAUGAGUUUUACACGUUUGAUGACAGCGGAGAUCUUGUGAGAAGAUUAAUGACACUAGACGAGAUUCAAGGAAUUAUAGCCAGCGGGGACGGAGAUGCGACAAAUUAUAACUCGCAACCCCUCCUUACGCUUCCUGAACAACGCGUGGACGACGUCAUCAACAACGUUCAAAACGUACUGAAAGAAGAAAUGGAAGCUCACAAACCAUCACCCGAUAGUAAUCCUGAUUUCGAAAAUCCAGAUGGUACUUCUACGUGGAAUUUAAUCUUGCCUGCACUUUUUGGAAAUCCUGCUAACUUCGUACCAGACCUAAUUGCUGAAACCUUGCCACUCAGUAGCACCGAGGGUAUCCCUACUACAACAACCCAAACGGCGACCACACAAAAGAACGUUCCAACUGAAACAGUAAUAUUAGGUACAAAAACGGAAAGUACGAACUUGCCCGACAGGGAAAUUCCAAAUAGUGGUGGAACCACUGAAACGGUGAAAAAGCCUGUGUCGACCACUUUGACGUCCUCAAUAGAGUAUACCACAAGCGCACCUUCAACUAUAACGUCGACAUCAGCAAUUCAAACUACUGAACAAUCUGAAAGAAUAAACACCGUAUUGACACAACAUUUGGAUAUAUCAACGGAAAGUACGAACUUGCCCGACAGGGAAAUUCCAAAUAGUGGUGGAACCACUGAAACGGUGAAAAAGCCUGUGUCGACCACUUUGACGUCCUCAAUAGAGUAUACCACAAGCGCACCUUCAACUAUAACGUCGACAUCAGCAAUUCAAACUACUGAACAAUCUGAAAGAAUAAACACCGUAUUGACACAACAUUUGGAUAUAUCAACGGAAAGUAAUCAACGUCCUUCGCCUUUUACUUUACAACCAACUACUCUCUUUGAGAAGGAUCAAGCUACAACCACACCAGUUAUUUUACAAUUGUCAACUUUGGAAGCUACGAGUGAAAUUACUACUACCGAAGACAAUGAUUUAAGGCAAGAAUCAACCCCCUUGCCUGCGAUUACCAAUACUAAAGAGCAUCUUUCUAACACUAUUGCAAAUGAAAACUUUAUCAUCUCUACUACACCCGCCGAUGCACAUCCCACGAUAUCACUAAACCUUAACGGAGAUCGGGAAGAAUCUACCACCGCCGGAUUGACAACUGCUGAAGAGAAUUCUUCACAAUACACAACCAACAAAGAAAGCGCGACAGAAUCAAUUAUUUCCACAACGAUACAAACAGAGACGAUAGAAAAUUUAAUCAUUGACGAAAGUACAACCGCUCUUCCACCAUCCACCACAACUGCAUGGACGGAAUCUCCCAAACUUGUUCCGACUCUGGGGACAACUACAGGGAAUUUAGAAUCUCUGACUGAAAGCAACAUUGUAACCGAAUCGCAGUCGUCUCUAGAAAAUAUAGACAAUACAACAGAUAUCAGCAGUACGAUCCCAGAAGGCACAGCAUCUACUAGCUUUUCUAAUUUUGAAACGUCUACAGUCAUUGCAUCCGCUACCACAGAUAAUUCCAACUAUGAUAACGAUCUUAGUACAACGGCCAUGUACGAAAUCAUUAGUACUAAUGGGUUUGAAAUGGAAGAAAAAUUAAGUACGACCGACAAUGUAAAGUCAGAAUCUACAACGUUGAAACCUAACCCAAUCACAGAGGAUAAGGUUGAGUUUGACCAAAACAUGAAUAAUGCGGUUGACAACCUCAUCUUUCAAAUGAUUAAUCGGGACUCAAAUCAAACUACAAUCGCGAAUCCAUUGUCAACAGAAAAUGAUAUUACUCAAGGAACUACCACAAUAUUAUAUGAAACAACUACAACGAGUUUUAUCAACGAGAAUGCUGACAAAAAUCGUUACGAGGAAAUUGACUUAGACAACAUGGAAAAUUCGACAACGGUGGACUACGAAAGUAAAAAUAGUCUGAUCUUACAAAACAUGGAAGAAAGUAGCACCACGUUUAGAGAAUUAACCAGCACGGACGCUAACACUGAUGCCACCACUGAGCCCAUACUUAGUACGACCGUGAAUAUUCCUUAUAAUAAUUUAAAGACUGACUCAAUUGAAUUAGAGAAUUUAGGAGGUACUACAGCAUCGCAAGAAAAUGCGAAGCUCACUAGCGCACAAACCGUUGCCGAACUCUCAGACAAUCGGACCGAAGUUUAUUAUCUAACAGAGCUUUCUUCUACGCAAACUUCGGACGCUUCCACAACACAAUCGUUCACUUCAACGGAAGUAGAAGUGACAACACCAGUGAUAGCGGAAUCGACGCAAUCGUUUGAAGAAAAUGUGACAAUGGUUCAAACAGAAAUUCCGACAACAUCGCAAACGGUUGAAUUCGUUACCGUCGAAACAGUGACGGCACCAUCCCCAAAAGUCGAAAAACCUGAACUGCACAUUAUUAAUCGCACAGUUUCUACAACUCCCAAGUCUGACACCACAUGGACACUUGUUUCGACAGUCUUGCCUCAUAGAACAACCACAGGCAAUGAUCAAGAGAAAUUACAGCUCAACUCGGUCACCUCGGUGGAUUUGGUUCCCAAGCCUCUUCAAGGUUUUGGGCUCGCAGAUAGUACAUCCGGACUGAACACCGACGUGUUUCAGUUUACGGAACUUUGCAACGAAUUGGCGUUUAGUUUUUGGAACUCGGUGACCAGCGGGAUAAGCUUCGCGAGGAGCGUUGUCGUUUCGCCUUUCGCGGCCACUUCCAUUUUGGCGAUGGUAUUUUUGGGAGCGCGUGGAGCCACCUCAGGCGAAAUGAAUGACAUUUUAAAAUUGGACGAUAUGGUUACUUUCAACCCGCACGCAGUUUUCAAGAACGUCGUUGAUUCGAUUGAGGUUUCCAAAAAAUCGGGUGUGGCGAAUUCGGUAUUCGUUAAGGAGUUGUAUAGCGACAAAAAUAAGGGGAAGCUUCUCAAUUUUUAUAAGGAACGUGUGAAACAGUUUUACGAUGGACACGUUGAAGAGGUUAACUUUAAGGAGAUUAGUGACGUGAUCAGGCGUAGAACGAAUUUGUUGGUUAAAAGACAAACUUGGGGAAAGGUGACGGAAUAUCUCAAAGAUAACAACUUGUCUGUAAGGCCACCUCUAGCUGCUAUUAGCGCGAAUUUAUUCCAGACGGACUGUUCAGAGGCAUCGGUUAACGGUCGAGAUGGCGAACUGCAUUUCGUAGUUCUACCAUCAAUACGGCAAAGAAAAUUAGUACCAAUCCCUGCAGUUGUGUGGAGGGCUGGAUUUUUAGCUGGUUAUGAACCUGGAUUAGAUGCGACAGCGGUAGCAAUUGGGAGGAAAGAUCAAACGAUCAGUACGAUAUUUGUUAUACCCGGACAGCAAGGUAUCGCCGCGCCUGGAGACGGCCUGGCGCGUUUGGAGACGCGUUUGAUCGAAAGUGCGUUCAAACAGAACACCUGGGCGCGCUUGCUACGAUCUCUGAUACCACGCCCUGGGCUAGAAGUGCAAAUUCCUCGAUUUUCUCACAAAUCCGUUAUCAACGCUACGGCAGCUCUACAACGGAUGGGCUUACGAGACCUUUUCAACGCCCACACGGCGGAUCUUAAAGGUCUAAAUGGAGUCGCUCAUGAGCUGUAUUUAUCAGACAUAAUCCAAGUGAACACUUUUGCCACGUGUGGGGAAAAUAAAAUUGACGAAACGCACCAUUCGGAGAUAUACCCGGCCACUACUAACCGCUCAUUCCGUAGAGUGAGAAAAAUUCCCCAAUUCGGUAACUACGAAAACAGUGAUUUGGCAGAUGAACCCAGAGACUACCAAAGAGCUUUCCACGAUCCACUUUACAAUCCAUCCUACCUAUCGUUGCCUUUACAGUUUCGACCCAGACAAGCCAGAUUACCCGACGCGCCCAGGUUGAGAUUCGACAGACCGUUCCUAUACUUUGUCCGACAUAAUCCUACAGGUCUCCUACUACACAUGGGAAGAUUUAAUCCCAGGUUACUGCCAUAGUUAGUAAUAGUUGUAUAGCGAAUUAAGCCUCUUUCCAGUAUUUCCACUUUUGUAAAUAAUCUCUUUAGUAAACUAUUUUGAAGUACUGAUUUAAAAAACUGCCAAAAAUGUGUAUACUAUAUUAUAAUAGAAAAGUUCCUUGGAAAGGUCCUUCUAUAUACUAUUUCAAUUUGCAUCUUUAACUAAUGUGAUUUUACUAAUGUCUCUACUCUAAGGGUGAUUGUGUACCAUUAUAUCAAGAUUUAUUUUCUCCCAUAUACGUAACUUUUGUACUGUAAUAUAGGUAGUGAUUAAUUUAUUUAAUGGCAAUGUAAUAUAAUUAAGAGGGAACAUUUUGCAUUUUGUAAUAUUGCUUCGGUACAAAAUUUCGAUAUUACAAUGUGCGACAUUAAAUGUGCGUUUAAAUUU
Photinus pyralis (common eastern firefly) is the source of this 4676-nucleotide messenger RNA. Its product is annotated as serine-rich adhesin for platelets. Bases 75 to 4268 code for a protein of 1397 amino acids. Gene Ontology annotation, molecular function: serine-type endopeptidase inhibitor activity. Lineage: Eukaryota; Metazoa; Arthropoda; Insecta; Coleoptera; Lampyridae. The transcript is spliced from 4 exons. The record is from RefSeq and is a predicted model, not a curated record.